AUGUGUGCUCUCUGUGGGUUUUGGUGGCUGCUGGGAUUCUCCCCUUCAGACAAGAAGGCUUUCACUGCUCCAGAAGAGGAUGACCGCACUAGUCCAGUCCGCCAGUGUCUAGCAGGCCACAAGCGCCGGGCCACGCGCAUACUGUUGGCUAUCCUGUCCCGCCGUUUGCAGAGCGCUCUGGGCUAUCCCGUCUGCACCAGCAUCGGCCGCUCCUUAUCCCCAGGCAUGUAUAGUUAAGGUUUCCAUACAGUGUUUUAUCUGGAAUGGUAGUGGGGAAGUAGCUAUGUUAAUGUUUGCUGUUUAUUCCAGAGUUAGUCUCCCCCACUAAGCCCUGUGGGAAGGGCAACAAGAGAAGGCAUGCUGACAUUGAUGAAGAGGAGCACCAGACCUGGGUUGAGGCCCUCACUCAGGAGCUAGUGGAGGAUGAGGACCCUUCUGUUGAUCCUGACUAUGAGGUGGGUUCUCCUGCUACAGGUUGCUUUGACUGGGCCCAACCCUGGUUCUUCUCACUUGGGUAGUAUACUUGCUUUGAAAUGCACGCAAUAAACCAAUUUCUUCACACUUGUAUUCCAUGGCAUUUGGAUGGAUUUGACACUUGUGUACCACUCCCAGUCAGUCCUAGCAAACUUCUUGCUUGAUAAAUUGCUCUUUGCUAAGAAGCUAUUUUUGUUUCUUUUUGACCAUUUUAGUUGAAAACGUAAGGUACUUAAUUGUUACCCAGAAAUUAUUUGAAAUUGAGAUAAAGUCUGCAUUAGACCUUUAAUAGCUUCAGACAUGCAGUGUAAUAACUGAACAGCAGGUGGCAGUACCUGAUUUGGGUUAAGCCUGAAUCAUCUAGCUGUUUUGAAAGGUGGAUGACUUGAUAAGAUUGCAGUUGAUAGUUGUCACCAUAUGUAGGGAAACAUAAGAGGUACAAGCAUAACACGAGUACAAAGAGUUGGUUGCUACUUGACCCUUAGGUCUCAGUUAAGUAACAUCCUAGUUGAGAUACACAAAUUACUCGUACACAGAAUGCCAGUUAGAUCCGGUCUUUGUACUUUUAUGGACGCAUUCAAACUCAGUUGGCAGCACGUGCAUAUCUAAGCUAAAUACUGUACAGUUCAGAGGAUCUGGUUCAGAAAUUGAAAUGACUGAUUUCCAUUGUAAAAAGCAAGGUCCUUUGGGUAGAGUUUCUCGGUUAGCUGUCAAACAAUGGGUCUGAGUAUGUACUGUAAUUACAUAAUUGCCACCCACGGGCCUUCACCCCUCACCUUUAUAUGCUCAUGAACAUACACGAUGCAAAAUGGAAGCAUCAAACAGCUUUGUUUCCUUCAACAACAAAAAAACGUGUUUAAAUGAAUCAGUGUCUCAGAUGAAAGCUAAGUGGCUCUGUGGUACUUAUGUGUCUGACAGGAUACAGAGAUGGGGGUCGGGAUGAGUCUGCAAAGGGCACCAGUGCCCUCCCCCAGCCCUGUGCCCAUGCCCCUCCAGGGUGCCAGGCUCUAG
Coregonus sp. 'balchen' is the source of this 1485-nucleotide messenger RNA. Lineage: Eukaryota; Metazoa; Chordata; Actinopteri; Salmoniformes; Salmonidae. The record is from the annotation of a GenBank genome assembly.